CUGCCCUGCUCUGCCCUGCUCGGCUCUGCUCUGCCCAGCUCAGCUCAGCCCUGCUCUGCCCUGCUCAGCUCUGCCCUGCCCUGCUCAGAUCAGCCCUGCCCUGCUCUGCCCUGCUCGGCUCUGCUCUGCCCAGCUCAGCUCAGCCCUGCUCUGCCCUGCUCAGAUCAGCCCUGCCCUGCUCUGCCCUGCCCGGCUCUGCCCUGCCCAGCUCUGCCCUACCCUGCGCUCAGACCCCUUCCCUCCUGGGCAGUGCAGGGGGCCAUGGAGCAGGGCUGCAGCCUCGUGGAGGACUUCCCACUCAACGUGUUCUCUGUCACUCCCUACACACCCAGUGCGGCUGACCUGCAAGUGUCGGAUGACGACAAGGCAGGGGCCACCUUGCUGUUCUCAGGCAUCUUCCUGGGGCUGGUGGGGAUCACCUUCACCAUCAUGGGCUGGAUCAAGUACCAGGGCGUCUCCCACUUUGAGUGGACCCAGCUCCUCGGGCCCAUCCUGCUGUCGGUGGGGGUGACCUUCAUGCUCAUAGCCGUGUGCAAGUUCAAAAUGCUGUCCUGCCAGCCGUGCCGGGGGCGGGGGGAGCGGGGCCUGGACUUGGAGCAACUGGCCGGGGGACAGUCGUUCGUCUUCACCGGGAUCAACCAGCCUAUCACCUUCCACGGGGCCACGGUGGUGCAGUACAUCCCCCCGCCUUACGGCUCUCAAGAGCCUGCCGGCAUGAGUGCCACCUUCCUGCAGCCGGCGGGGAGCCCCCGUGGCCUCCAAAUGCCGGGAGGGGUGGCCGCGGCCGUGCCGAGCCCCCCACAGUACUACACCAUCUACCCUCCGGAGAACGCCGCCUUUGUCGGCGACCGGGACCGCUGCGGCCUUGCGGAAGGCAGAGAGGACAGGGCCGGCCCUGACAUCCAGCCGCUAGAAGAGACGCCACUGGGAGGCGAGGGUUCUGUCUGCUUCUCACCUCCGCCUUACGAGGAAAUAUUUGUCCUUCCUCACUAGACAGCAGCUCUGGUGUCCAGGGACAGCACUCAGGCCCUUUGAUGAUGGAUGAUGGCAACGUCCUAGGCUGUGGCUUCAGGGGUCAGCAGAGUAGCUCCGGAGACCUGACCUGCCAUUCCAGACAGGAAAGCGGGAAGUGGGAGAAGAAAUGUCCGGGCGGGGAGGCACCAGGCUGCCGGGGUGGGACCCUUUCCUCUGCAGCUGGGAGCCCCGCUAGAGCUCAGGAAGGGGCCCCACUGCUCGACCCAUCAGUUGCCCUUUCCCUACAGCAAGGCACCUGUGCCUUGUGUGAGUGUGUGUGUGAGUGUGUGUGUGAGUGUGUGUGUGAGUGAGUGUGCAUUUGUGUGUG
Erinaceus europaeus (western European hedgehog) is the source of this 1342-nucleotide messenger RNA. RefSeq names its product transmembrane protein 174 (gene TMEM174). The coding region runs from base 262 to 993 and encodes 243 amino acids. Lineage: Eukaryota; Metazoa; Chordata; Mammalia; Eulipotyphla; Erinaceidae. The record is from RefSeq and is a predicted model, not a curated record. The transcript is spliced from 2 exons.